This is a messenger RNA of Sander lucioperca (pikeperch), 3441 nucleotides long. It is a transcript of the gene nfe2l3, whose product is annotated as nuclear factor, erythroid 2-like 3. Bases 432 to 2375 code for a protein of 647 amino acids. Gene Ontology annotation, biological process: regulation of transcription by RNA polymerase II. Gene Ontology annotation, molecular function: RNA polymerase II cis-regulatory region sequence-specific DNA binding; DNA-binding transcription factor activity, RNA polymerase II-specific. NCBI's taxonomy places the organism in Eukaryota, Metazoa, Chordata, Actinopteri, Perciformes, Percidae. The record is from RefSeq and is a predicted model, not a curated record. The transcript has 5 exons. Gene Ontology annotation, cellular component: nucleus.
CAAUCACAAUCUGUUGCGGCGAGCGCUUCGGACCAAUCUGCAUGAGCUAUGUAAAUCCUUGAACGAAGUUUCCCCAGUAGCAGCACACACUACGGUGACAGCAUUUAGCUUUUCAGAUGUUUCAUUUUCUGUUUAAUUAGCUAGCAACGUCAAGAAGGUUUUGAUAGCUAGGUGCCGCCGACGAAUAAUUGAAGAGCAUCGUUUUCGCUAUGUUUGCGCCAAGAGGUUCCCAUUAACCGGUUAUUAAAGCUGAUGGCUCACUGCUAACAGCUAGCAUAGCUAUCUAACGAUUUCGCCGGUACGUUACAGCCUCUUUGUCUGACAGGGGGAGGCGUGCUCUUUUGUUAGCCUUUUCCCUUUGUCCAUUCGGGAAAGAGGAACUAUUGGGUCAGUAUUUCGCAAUUAUCUGCAGCUCUAAAAGUAUUUAGAAAAUGCAAAUCGCGAAAAAAUACCUCACAGAAGGCCUAAUUCAGUUGACGAUCUUACUUAGUUUGAUUGGAGUUCGUGUGGAUAUCGACAGCUACUUAAGCGGCUAUUAUACGCCUCUGAUAGAGAUUAGCGUGGGUCCUAGCUCAGCCUACACCCAGACACCCUUUCAUAAUUUGAGAGAAACUCUUGACGGAUACAGUGUGCACCCAAAAUGUCCCGAGUUGGACUAUUUCUUUGCAAGUCGCCGGCUACUAGACGAGGUGAGGACCCUUGGCUCACCGCGGUUCCCCACACAGUUGAACGCAUGGUUGGUGCACCAAGUGUCUGCCACUGACAAGGCUGACUGUGGGCCUUCAACCAGCAACAACACUGACACCAACUCAGGGUUAGAAAGCCCCGGGGACGAAGUCAGGAAUGACAGUGAACACCUGCCUGACAGUGGCCAAGAGGUGUGCAAAACAACCCCUGAACUCGGACAAAGACCUUGUAGCGCUGGAGCCUGCGGGUUUUUUAAAGAGGAGGAGGAUGUUAAAGUUAAAGAGGAGGAAGAACCUGUCCCACUUACUCAGCUGGCUCACAGUUCCACACUGGAACAAGAGAGUCUGCUUGAAGGCAUCACUGCACUGUCUGAUCCAGCACGCCAACAUCCUCCUGCCAUUGAUAUUGACCAGCACUGGAGCAAUUUACUCUCUCUGUCUGUUACUGACCUUGAUGACCUGGACUCCCUUGUUACUGAGCGUCUGUCAGACCUCGGCACAGACAUCACCAGCGCCAUCAGCCAGGAUGUCAGUUUGCAUGAUGCUAUGGUAACCAGUGCUGGAGCAUUUGGUGUGGCGUCUGAAAGAGUUGAGUCCAGGCCAGUCACCCAACAACAAAGAACCCUCUUACGACUGGACUCGCACUCGGACGCAUCACCAGGGAUGGCAGUGGGUCUGGCUGCUCUUCCCUUUGCUACAGUAUGUAAUUUAACUGGAAAUGUGUCAUCGCAUAGUGCACUGGGCGGCUGUCUGGAUGAGGCAGUGUUUGACCAGAUCAAUCAGCUAGGGUUGGAAGGCCUGGACACCCAGCUGAUGAGCUCUCUGGAGAGCAUAGACCCACAGGUCCUCGAGGACUUGGACUCGGACUCGGGUCUCUCCUUGGAGAGCAGCUCUGGAGGUCCAGUCUCCCCAGGCUCAUCCGAGAUGUCAUCGUCAUCUAGUUCAUACUGUGAGGAUGAGUGUGGAGCUACAGGCUACAGCAGUGAGGUGGAUUCAGUCCCCUCAAAAGGCAUCAUGGACUACAACACAACAUGGUCACCAGUUGAUCUGAGUGAGAGUGUGUGGCAUGACCACAGCUACUCAUCUCCUGCUUUCUUCAACCAACCACCAGUAACACUUCCUCACAAAGGUAUCAAAGAGGAGCCUCUCAGUGAAGAUGAUGAUGACGGACCAAGGUUUGAAGACAGGGAGCUGAGUCGGGAUGAGCUGCGCGCCCGUGCCUUGUGCAUUCCGUUCUCUGUCCUGCAGAUUGUCAACAUGCCUGUGGAGGAGUUCCUGGAGGUCCUUGACGGUCAUGGCUUCUCCCCGGAACAGGUGACCCUCCUGAGGGAUAUCCGCAGACGGGGAAAGAACAAACUGGCAGCGCAAAACUGCCGGAAGCGCAAACUAGAUGCCAUCACAGGGCUGCAGGAGGAGGUGGAAAGGUUGCAUGCGCAGAGAGGCAGGCUACUGAGGGAGAAACAGCUCACAGCCAAGACAAUGGGUGCUGUGGGCCAGCAGAUAAAGCAGCUGACCAGAGACGUACUGGCCCGGCUGAGGGACAACUCAGGACGGCCCCUGAACCCAGAAAGAUUCACCCUGCAGUGCGGGGCUAACGGGAGGGUUGUAGUGCAGCCUGUAAGACGGCCUGCUGUCUCCACAGCAACAGGCAACAAAACAGACAAGAGGAAGAAGGAGAAAAAGCAAUGAUGCAGUAUUGCCAGCUGAGACUUGAGCUUCUAGGUUUUUGGAUAUUUCUGAGCUUACUUGCCUGACUCUGGUUUUGGGAUCUCCUGUUUUGCAAAAGUGCGUUUGGAUUCACCACUGUUGGGAGCCUAAAUCGAUAAAAGCUGCAAAAAGAAAAGAAACUCAGAACAUAGAUAAUUAAAAUCUCUGUAAAUAAAAUUUCUCAUGUGGAAAAAUGUAGCUUACACACUGGACAUUUUUUUGCUUAUUGAAGAUGGACAAGGCACCAUGGGCAGUUUAAUGGAUCAGCUAAGCUGCUGGUGAUGCUACCAGUCUCUUUUGUGUCUGUUAACAUUAAAGUUAAGUCUUACAAACGUAGACAGCCAGGCAUGUCUGUCAACAUGGCCAGCAGUGUGACACUUACUGGAUAGAGAUCUUGUAGGGAGGAUUAUGGUUGUUUGUUUGUUUCCAUGUAAUCUCGCCUCUCGAUAUAUCCCUACUUAGUAUAAGGAGGAGGUUGAAGAUGGUAUUUAUUAAAGUUUCUGAGGUUCCUGAAAUGCGUAUAUGCAUCGUGAGACUGUCAAGGGCAGUAUCUUUUUUUCAUAAUGGUAGGUUUAUCUCAGUGAUGAGAAUAUCGGGACAUUUGCUAAAGUUUACAGAUUUGUUUCAGAUAUUUAAAGGCAUGUAUUGUUCAGUAGAAAUUUGUACUGAAUGGUUUUUUUCCUUAUGUCUUGAUGACAUACAAUAUACCAAUGAUUAAACUGACAAGGCCUUAAUUUGCAUUGGAUACAUGUUUUGGUUAUUGUGUGUGCACAUGAUCCACAGAUGCACAUUAUCAUAACAAACAUGUUUUUUAGGAGGCUACCAUCUAAUUUUUUUUCAAUAAUAUUGAAUAAUUUGUUUCAAGCACAAUUUUUCUUAACCCUUUUAUUUCAGUUACAUAAGCGUUUUGGCAAGAUUAUAUUCUACCUCACGCCUUAGUUUGUUAUAGAUUUUGGCUAAAUACAACAAUUUCCUUUUUAGGGGAACUUAAAUGCACUCAUUAACUACAAAUUCAUUAUUUAAAUGGCCCUAAACCAUCCCAUUUCCU